UACAGAUAUCAAUUCGAAACCAGGUCGGACUAAAUUGACCCGAGUCGCUCCUUACUUUGCACGACGCAUACCUGUUUUCUGAGCUUGAUUUGACUUUCCUUGGAAUGAUGCUGUUGAAGAGCGUAUUCGUGUCGACAGCGCUUAUUGCGCUUGUUGUUGCACAGGGAGGAGGAGGACCUGGGGAUACUACUACGUCGACCCCUGCGGUCACUGAUACUUCAACCACGCUUUCAACGGGUGUACCGACGGGGGUACCUACCUUACCUGGUACUAACACUCUGACAACUGCUACGAAUACGCUUACUACCGCGACGGACACAACGUUCCUACCACCAACUACGACUUCAACGCCUGCACCUCCUACGACAACCGAUGACUCUGGAGGAGGAGGGCAGACAACUGGAGGGCUGUCGACGAGUCGCAACCUCGCGCCUCCAGGAUCGACGUAUACCCCUCCUACGACGAUAGGUUCUUCGACUGGCUUGACGGCGCCUUCGGCGAGCCCGGCGGCAGCUAUGCAGAAUAGGGCGAUGAGUAGUGGGGUUGUUGGUGUUGUUGCGGGUGUGUUGGCUGUUGUUGGGUUGUUGUGAUGUGAGAGACGUGUUUGUCUAACUUUCUUAUAAUCUGCUUUGAUUUUGAUUUUUCUGGACGUCUUGAUUUUGUGUUGUUGUUGGUUAUGCGAGUGUGUUGUGCUCGGAGAGACUUUGAAUACGGACCUUGGCAUAUUGUUAUAUGGACUGUGUUGCAAUUUUUUUAAUAUGUUGGGGCGAUGGUGUUGUUUCGCUUGGUUGGCGUUUGUCAGUGGUCAUGGACGAUUUUUAUAAUAUUUACUGAAUUCAUUUUUCGUGAUUUC
Messenger RNA from Fomitiporia mediterranea MF3/22, 853 nucleotides. RefSeq lists its product as uncharacterized. The record is from RefSeq and is a predicted model, not a curated record. The transcript is spliced from 3 exons. The coding region runs from base 105 to 590 and encodes 161 amino acids. Lineage: Eukaryota; Fungi; Basidiomycota; Agaricomycetes; Hymenochaetales; Hymenochaetaceae.